AUGCCGAACACAUCUCUGCGGCGCCCGCAAAAGGGCUACCGCCGCGGCGGCAAAGUCGCCUUCCACGGCGGCCGUUCCACGAAACCCCGAACCUUCGACGCCUCCUCCCGCGCCGAGGCCACCUCCGCCGACGAGCGCUGGGAGCGCACCCGCCUGAGCAACACGAUCGACGAGGCCAUGGGCUUCGCGCGCCACGAGGGCGGCGGCCGGCGGCGCGAGGGCUGGCUCGUCAACGUGCAGCCCACGGCCGUCGAGGACGACCGGAACCCCGGCGGCCGCGCCGCGCUCGACUGUUACUUCAUGGAGGACGACGGCGCGACGUUCAAGGCGACGGUCGACGAGGUCGAGGAGUGGCUCAAGCGCGUGCCGGCGACGGGCUGCGUCAAGACGAUCAAGAGGAUCGAGAAGGAGGACCUGAAGGUGCCGAACCACUUUGCUGGGCUACCGACGGCCGUUCUUGGGGCUGCGCUUUCUCAACGUCAACGACUUGCUGGCGGCGCGCAGGGACAUUUAUGCCUAUUGCCGGCGGAAGAAAUAAGAAGAAACGUGGAUGUGAUGGAGGCGUAUGCAGAGGUUGCCACACGAGCGAAUGCUUCUUUUGCCGAUGCGAGCGACUUUAUAGUCGAUAUUAGAGAGUACGAUGUGCCCGUACCAUAUAUACGAGUGGGAAAAUGGUACUUCGUGGACUCGAAACACGGCAUUACAUCCGUCAUAUGCAACGAGGAGCGACUGGCCAUGGCCGACCCCGUCGUCAUGGCCUACGAUAUCGAGACGUCGAAAUUGCCCCUGAAAUUCCCUGACGCCGCCACGGACCAGAUCAUGAUGAUAUCGUACAUGAUCGACGGCCAGGGUUUCCUGAUUACCAAUCGCGAAAUUGUCUCUGAAGACAUUUCGGAUUUCGAAUACACGCCAAAACCCGAGUACCCAGGUGCAUUCAUGAUUUUCAACGAGAAGGACGAGAAGAAUGUCAUCGAGAGAUUCUUUGAGCACAUCAAGGAGGCCAGACCAACUGUCAUUGCAACGUACAACGGUGACUUUUUCGAUUGGCCCUUUGUGGAAACGAGAGCCAGCUUCCACGGCAUCGACAUGUACCAGGAGAUUGGCUGGAAGAAGAACAGUGAGGAUCAGUACCAGUGCAGCUAUGGCGUGCAUAUGGAUUGUUUCCACUGGGUCAAUCGUGAUUCAUACCUACCACAAGGAUCGCGAGGUCUGAAAGCUGUCACAGUCGCGAAGCUCGGAUACGACCCAGACGAGCUCGACCCCGAACUCAUGACGCCCUAUGCCGCUGAACGACCGCAAACCCUGGCAGAGUAUUCCGUUUCCGAUGCUGUUGCGACCUACUACCUGUAUAUGAAAUACGUCCACCCCUUCGUCUUCUCCCUCUGCACAAUUCUGCCGCUGGGCGGCGAUGAUACGCUGAGGAAAGGUACCGGCACACUUUGCGAGAUGCUGCUGAUGGUGCAGGCGUAUGAGAGGAAAAUCGUGCUUCCUAACAAGCACAUGGCGCCAAAAGAAGCCUUCUGGGAUGGCCACUUGCUCGAUUCCGAAACUUAUGUUGGUGGUCACGUCGAGAGUAUAGAAGCUGCGCUACGGUUCACCAUCGAGGUUGAGGAGAAAAAGUCCAUGGCUGAUGUCGAGAACUACGAGGAGGUCAAGGCACAGGUAGCUGCACGACUACAGGCUCUCAAGGAGACACCAAAUCGCAUGGAGCGACCCCUCAUCUACCACUUGGACGUUGCUUCCAUGUAUCCCAACAUCAUGACGACCAAUCGACUGCAGCCCGACUCCAUGGUCCAGGAAUCCGAUUGUGCGGCUUGCGACUUCAACAGACCGGGCAAGACCUGCGAUCGACGUCUGCCAUGGUCGUGGCGAGGAGAGUACAUCCCUGCGAAGAGAGACGAGUACAACAUGAUCCGAAAUGCGCUGGAAAGUGAAAAGUUCCCUGGGAAAUAUCCCAACUCGCCCAUGCGACCGUUCCAAGACUUAUCACAAGACGAACAAACGGCUCUCAUCAGGAAACGUCUGCAAAUGUAUUCGCAGAAGAUCUAUCAUAAGAUUCACGACUCCACCAUUAUAACCAAGGAAGCCAUCAUCUGCCAGCGAGAGAACCCGUUCUACAUCAACACGGUGCGCGACUUUCGUGACCGUCGUUACGACUACAAAGGAAAGGCGAAAGUCUGGAAGGGGAAAACAGAGGCCCUCAAGUCCUCCGGAGCAAGCUCCACUGAGGUUGAAGCAGCGAAGAAGAUGAUCAUCUUAUUCGAUUCGCUACAAUUGGCCCACAAGGUCAUUCUCAAUUCCUUCUACGGCUACGUUAUGCGAAAGGGUUCGCGAUGGUACUCGCUCGAGAUGGCUGGUGUCACAUGCUUGACCGGCGCCACGAUUAUUCAGCUUGCUCGUGGCCUUGUUGAGCGUCUUGGCCGUCCAUUAGAGCUGGAUACGGACGGUAUCUGGUGCAUGUUGCCUGCCACGUUCCCGGAGAACUUCUCGUUCAAGAUGAAAGGCGGAAAGAAGGUCACUGUCUCGUACCCCUGUGUCAUGUUGAACCAUCUUGUCCAUGCCAAGUUCACGAAUCACCAGUACCAAACCCUGGUUGACGAGAAGACGUUCAAGUAUGAGACGCACAGCGACAACUCCAUCUUUUUCGAAGUCGACGGUCCAUACAAGGCUAUGGUCUUGCCAACUUCAAAGGAAGAGGACAAGAACUUGAAGAAACGUUAUGCUGUCUUCAACGACGAUGGAAGUCUCGCAGAGCUCAAAGGUUUCGAAGUCAAGCGCCGAGGUGAGCUGAAGCUCAUCAAGAUCUUCCAGCAACAAAUCUUCAAAUUCUUCUUGGAAGGCACAACGCUGGCCGAGUGUUAUACGGCCGUUGCAAAGGUGGCUAACCGCUGGCUUGAUAUCCUUCACAGCAAGGGCGCAUCACUCGAGGACGAGGAGCUGAUGGAGCUGAUUUCGGAGAACCGAAGCAUGUCCAAAACAUUAGAGGAGUAUGGCUCGCAGAAAUCAACAUCCAUCACAACGGCCAAGCGCUUAGCCGACUUCCUGGGUGAGCAAAUGGUCAAAGACAAGGGUCUGAACUGCAAAUUCAUCAUCUGCGCAAGACCAAAGAAUGCACCUGUCACAGAACGAGCCGUGCCUGUAGCAAUCUUUUCUGCGGAGGAGCAGACGAAACGGGCGUAUCUCAAGAAGUGGCUCAAAGAAGAGCCCGCUGACACUGAUCCUCGGGCUCUUCUCGACUGGGACUACUAUCUCGAGCGUCUGGGCUCCGUCAUUCAAAAGCUCAUCACCAUUCCUGCCGCACUGCAGAAAGUCCGGAACCCAGUGCCUCGAGUGCCUCACCCCGACUGGCUUCAGCGCAGGAUUAACAUCAAGGACGACAAGAUGAAGCAGAAGAAGAUGACAGAUAUGUUCACCAAGGGACCCCUUGAAGACAUCACAAAUCUGAAUGGCCGUGGUGCAGAAGAUAUGGAAGAUUUCGGCACGAAGCUGCUCAAGCCCAAGACUACGCAACAAUAUGCAGACAACAUCCAGACAACGUUCAUGCACCAAGCUCACAACACAUUCACCAAUAACUGGCACUUGUUACACUUGAAAACGACGGAGACACCGGGUGUCGUUAACGCCUACGUUCUCAUUCAUGCCAAGAUUCACACAGUCAAGAUCAAGGUGUCACGCGUGGUGUUUCUCAAUUUGAAGAGCAAUGACAUGCCUGAUGUCGAUAUUGCCGGGUGUGAAGUAGAACAGGUCAACCAUACCCUUCCCAACGGCCAUUCAUCAACACACCUCUUCAAGCUGAUGGUGCCCGAGGACGUCUACUUCAACGAGGCUGACAGCUUCUCCACACUGUUCAACCACCCUAGUGUGGAAGGUGUUUACGAGAAGAAUUUGCCCCUCAACAUCCGUGCCGUACUUCAGCUUGGCAACAUAUGUACUGUUGAUGAGACCAAGGAUGGGGUUCUUGGCAAAGGUCUUGACGAGGGCUUCGAUCUUGUCGGUUUGAUGCGACCUCUGCAACCCAAGCCGUAUCUAGAAGCCUCUCCCCUAGCCUAUCUUUACAUUUCCCAGAUCUCCGCAGGCGAACGCCAAAUAUUCGGUCUCUUCUCCACAACCACCAGCCAAGCACACAUCGUCAUCCUGAACAAGAGUAGAGACUCGGGACAAGAGCUACCAAAUGUUUCCAGGAUAUACGCAGAUGCGCUCAAGCAGCGCGGGCAAGAAGCGGAAGGCACUAACUGGCAGGAGUGCUUCCCGUACCAGGAGAAGCUCAAUUUCAAGAUCACUCAAGUCACGACACGGAGGAAACUUCACCUUGAACUCGGCGACAUUGUCAAGAAGCUGCGUAAGGAUGAGGUCAAACCGCUGAUGCUCGUCAUUCAAUCAUCACAACGGAACCACUUGAUCUCGGAAGUACCCGUCCUCAGUGAAUUCCCCGUCCUUCCUUUGAAGUACGACACGACCGACAGCUCGCUGCCGCCCCUCGGCUGGCAGACUGUUGCAGCCAGAAGGCUUGUAGGCCACUACCUUGGUCUGGGAUCAUGGGUUAUGCAUCUUAUGUCUCUCGCGAGAUACGGCGAUGUCCCUCUUUGCAACCUGGAAAGGGACGAUCCACGGUUCUUGAUCGACAUCGCCUACGCCAGGCGACUUCAAAAUAACAAUGUCGUACUGUGGUGGUCCGCCAGCCCACGUCCGGAUCAUGCUGGCUACGAAAAGGACGAUGUCACGGGUCCCCUCGAAACAGUUUCGAUGCCAAACGUCAACAAACCCGGCACUUUCGCUUCUGUCUGCAUCGAUCUUGAGGUUCGCAAUUUGGCCAUUAAUACGAUUCUGACCUCCUCUUUGAUUAAUGAUCUCGAGGGUGCGGACUCUGUGUCUUUUAACCCUGCCGCGGACGCUGGAGCAAACGCUGAUGAGGUCAUCUCGUUUGAUAAUGCGUUUGCCAACGCAGGUGUACUGGUUCUGCGAGAAAUGGUCAAGGCGUGGUGGGUAGAGGCCUGCAAGGGCAACACCAUGGCCGAUGUCAUGGUGCAGCAUCUUGUGCGUUGGGUUGAGAGUCCUGAUUCCUUCCUCUACGACCGCGCACUGCACUACUACGUGCAAAUGAUGUCGCGCAAAGCCUUUCAGCAGCUUAUGGGCGAUUUCCGCAAGGUCGGUAGCCAAGUCAUCUUUGCCAACUCGAAUCGUUUGCUUUUGCAGACCACAAAAGCCGAAGUCGGAACCGCGUACGCCUACAGCAACUACGUCAUCAAGUCAAUAAAGAGCAAGCCCCUGUUCCAUUUCAUUGAUCUCGAGAUCAAGGAGUACUGGGACUAUCUUGUCUGGUAUGAUGAGUUCAACUACGGAGGCAAGGCGUGCCAGGAGGUCGUCGAGGCGGACAACCAGAAUCUGGAGACGAUCAUGCACUGGCAAAUGUCUACAUUCCUUCCCGAGCGUCUUCAGCCCACUUUCAAGAAUGGCCAACGUCUUACGCAGCUGACACCCUCCCGCAAAGAUCCGAACGACGAGAGUGCCCUUCUUCUCGGCAAGAGCUUCGAGAAGCCCCUUAAGAAGACCAUCUCGAACCUUCUCGCUGUUCAGAAGCGCGAGCUCCUCCACCCCGAACUCGCGGGCGACUAUUCUUUCCCUGUUCUCCCUGGGUCCCAUCUCGCCGCCUAUACGGACGGCGCCGGUGCACGCUCAGGCCCGCUUCUCGAGCUCGUCAAGUCUCUCAUGCAAGUCCUCAGCCUGGACCGCAAUAUCACGCUGGAGGCGCGCCUGCUGCGCAAGGAGCUCCUCGCCAUGUUUGACGUCCGCGAAUUCUCCAAGGGCGCGACGUUCCAGAACCCGAGCGCCAGCCUCAAGAUGCCGCAGCUCAGCUGCGAUGUGUGCACCAUGGCGCGUGACAUGGAUUUCUGUCGUGACGCCGACCUGCUGCCCGACCAGGGGCAAACGCACAAGCCUUGGCGGUGCGGGUUCUGCGAGGCCGAGUAUGACCGCAACACCAUCGAGGAGAGGCUCAUCGCGCAGGUCGAGGGGUUCGCCGUCGAGUGGGCGAGCCAGGACGUGCAGUGUGAAAAGUGCCACGCGCUGAGGCUGAACGAGUUCAUGGAGCACUGCGUCUGCAGCGGCGCGUGGGUGGAGAGCGUGAGCCGUGAAGACAUAUUGAAGAAAGUUGCAGUGUACGGAAACGUGGCCAAAUUCUACGGCUUGAGGAUGUUGAAGGAGGUGGUUGAAGGCUUGAAAGCUGGGUUAUAG
Messenger RNA from Verticillium alfalfae VaMs.102, 6231 nucleotides. Its product is annotated as DNA polymerase epsilon catalytic subunit A. The transcript is spliced from 7 exons. Gene Ontology annotation, molecular function: zinc ion binding; nucleotide binding; single-stranded DNA 3'-5' DNA exonuclease activity. NCBI's taxonomy places the organism in Eukaryota, Fungi, Ascomycota, Sordariomycetes, Glomerellales, Plectosphaerellaceae. Gene Ontology annotation, biological process: base-excision repair, gap-filling; DNA replication proofreading; nucleotide-excision repair, DNA gap filling. Gene Ontology annotation, cellular component: nucleus; epsilon DNA polymerase complex. Bases 1 to 6231 code for a protein of 2076 amino acids. The record is from RefSeq and is a predicted model, not a curated record.